This is a messenger RNA of Lachnellula hyalina, 666 nucleotides long. Its product is annotated as Maleamate amidohydrolase. NCBI's taxonomy places the organism in Eukaryota, Fungi, Ascomycota, Leotiomycetes, Helotiales, Lachnaceae. The transcript has 2 exons. The coding region runs from base 1 to 666 and encodes 221 amino acids. The record is from RefSeq and is a predicted model, not a curated record.
AUGGCCGAUCUCGAGUACCCCCCAAUGGCACCUAGCUAUCAAAGCGCCCAUUCAAACAGCAAACUAGGCUGGGGAUCACGCCCCGCGUUAAUGCUAAUCGAUGUAUGUCGCGCAUACUGGUCCGACGCAUCCCCCCUCAAUCUGCUAGGAAACCCCGAAGCCGCAGCAUCGCCCGAUUCCAUGCGUCGGCUUCUCUCAGCGGCGCGCGCCAGCAACACGCCCGUGCUAUGGGCGCAGGUGAAGUAUAACAAAGGCAGCAUGCUGGACGGGGGCAUGCAGUACAAGAAAUCGGCCGGGUGUAACAUCUGGCAAGAAGGCGACACGCGGGGAAUGGAUGCGUGGCUGCCGGGGCUGGAAGCGGCGGCGGAGGAUAGUGUGGUGUAUAAGAAGAAUCCGAGUGCGUUUUUUGCUACGACGCUGAGCGCUGAGCUGCAGAUGCUUGGUGUCGAUACGCUGGUUCUGUGUGGGGUUAGUACGAGUGGAUGUGUUAGGGCGACGGCGCUGGAUGCUGUGUGUCAUGGGUUUAGACCGAUGGUGGUUGGAUCUGCCAGUGGUGAUCGAUCUCCCGCCAUUCAAAACGCGACGUUGCGUGACUUGGACGCAAAUUACGCGGAUGUGGUAUCAGAAGAGGAAGCGAUCUCGAAACUACUAGCAGGAUGGUCUUGA